Messenger RNA from Sciurus carolinensis (gray squirrel), 1348 nucleotides. RefSeq names its product exosome component 6 (gene Exosc6). Bases 81 to 899 code for a protein of 272 amino acids. Gene Ontology annotation, cellular component: nucleolus; cytoplasmic exosome (RNase complex); nuclear exosome (RNase complex). Lineage: Eukaryota; Metazoa; Chordata; Mammalia; Rodentia; Sciuridae. The transcript has a single exon. The record is from RefSeq and is a predicted model, not a curated record. Gene Ontology annotation, biological process: U4 snRNA 3'-end processing; nuclear mRNA surveillance; rRNA catabolic process.
CGCGCGUCUUUAAGCUGGCGGAAGAGCCGGCGCGCGAGGCUAGGCGGCGGGCGGAAGCGGCUCGCACUCCAGGCGCUGCCAUGCCUGGAGACCACCGCCGUAUCCGCGGACCGGAGGAGUCCCAGCCACCGCAGCUGUACGCGGCCGACGAGGAUGAGCCGCCUGCCGCCCGCGACCCGACGCGGCUGCGGCCUGUGUACGCGCGCGCCGGGCUUCUGAGCCAGGCCAAGGGCUCGGCCUACCUGGAGGCAGGAGGCACCAAGGUGUUGUGCGCCGUGUCUGGCCCGCGCCAGGCCGAGGGCGGCGAGCGCGGCAGUGGCCCUGCCGGAGCGGGCGGCGAGGCCCCGGCCGCGCUGCGCGGUCGCCUGCUCUGCGACUUUCGCCGCGCACCCUUCUCCGGCCGCCGACGCCGCGCGCCCCCGGGCGGCGGCGAGGAGCGCGAGUUGGCCUUGGCGCUGCAGGAGGCGCUGGAGCCGGCAGUGCGCCUGGGGCGCUAUCCGCGCGCGCAGCUCGAGGUGUCGGCGCUGCUGCUGGAGGACGGCGGCUCCGCGCUGGCCGCCGCGCUCACGGCCGCGGCACUUGCCCUGGCGGACGCGGGAAUUGAGAUGUACGACCUGGUGGUGGGCUGCGGCCUGAGCCUCGCGCCGGGACCCGCGCCCACCUGGCUGCUAGACCCCACGCGGCUCGAGGAGGAGCGUGCCGCCGCCGGGCUCACCGUGGCGCUCAUGCCGGUGCUCAAUCAGGUGGCCGGGCUGCUAGGCAGCGGGGAGGGCGGCCAGACAGAGAGCUGGGCCGAGGCCUUGCGCCUGGGUCUCGAGGGCUGCCAGCGCCUGUACCCGGUGCUGCAGCAGUGCCUGGUGCGGGCAGCCCGCCGGAGGAGCGCCGCCUCCCCGUCCUGAGUCCUAAGCCUGAGCAACGAUGUAUGGAGUGCUGCUGCUGCUGUCCGUGAAGGACCUGUGCAGUCUGUCUCCUGCCUCCACCCAGCUAAGAAGCAGGAACACAGGAGAGGAGGUGGGGACAUGUACAUAUGAACCGAUGUACUGGACAGCUGUGUUGGAGUGACUUUUUACAAACUGUUUUAUUAAAGGGACUUUGCUACUUGAGCUGGCGCCCAGUUAUGACCCAAUUGAACAAACUUAUGAAAAUAGCCUUACUCCCAAGUUGGAAAGGACUUCAGCUGGACUUAUCUGGAAGAUGAGACCUGGAGCUAUGGCCUUUUAAGAGAUGAACCCUGUAUAGGCCAGCUAUUGACUCCUUCCAAUAUAACUGGGCUACUUUUCAGAAGAUGGACAAGGGGGCUGUGCCUCAAUAUCUAAGCUAAAACAUAACAAAAAACUUUUUUAUGUCU